CCUCGCCGCGAGCCCACGAACGCGACCAAUCUCCGCCGCCGUUGAGCUCGAGCUCUAGUACUAGACCACGACCACCUCUGCUCCCAUGGCCAGCUCCGUCGGCGACAGCACCGCUGCAGCUAACGGCGGCGGCGGCGCAGCAGCAUCAGCGGCGCCACCGGAGGCUGCGGGGAAGGGGAGCGCCACCAUAUCCGUCACCGUCGUCCUCCUCGUGCUGCUGGUGGCCUCCGUCGCGGCGUUCCUGAUGUCGCCGCAGCCGGGCGGCGGCAAGCCACCGGUGGAGGGAGUAAGCGGCGGCGGCGACAGCGACGGCACCCGCGGCGGCGGCGGCGGCUUAGAGGGUGUCAAGGGCGCCGAGCCGGUCGAGCAGGCGGUGGGCCCCGGCGCCGCCGCCAUCCCCGGAUUCAACAGCCGGCUCGACGCGUUCCGCGCGUGGGCCAAGCUCACCUGGAUGAAGCUCCGGCGGCCACACUCCGGCGAGCCCCGGAGGUAUGAUGACGACGCGGGGAGCUCCGGCUCGGCGGCGGACGCGGCCAAGAGGAGCCUGGAGAUGACCAAAGAGACGGUGGAGCAGGCGGCGGCGUCCGCGGCGAGAGCGGCGGGGAACGCCGUGGGGAAGGCCAGCGACAAGGUGAAGGGAGCUGCCUCGCCGGCGAAACGGGCACCCUCCGACGCGGAGCUCUGAGCACACAGGAGGACACGUUGCGCAAAACACCCUCAUCGGCUCAGCCUUCUUCGCCCACUGUUUUUUUUUCCUCGAAGAAAUUCUGCCAGUGUUAAUUAACUAGCCUCUGUUCUAUGAUGUAUGGAUUGAACUGAAUAUUUGUAUCCUGUGAAUCUGAUGUACAUAUUUCCACUGUACUAUAUACAGUAGUGUGAUCCGUCCUGUUAGAAUCGACGGAAAUAAAAAAUGUUCAGGCAGAGUUGCAGUUGCCGCCGUCA
Oryza sativa Japonica Group (Japanese rice) is the source of this 942-nucleotide messenger RNA. RefSeq lists its product as uncharacterized. Lineage: Eukaryota; Viridiplantae; Streptophyta; Magnoliopsida; Poales; Poaceae. The record is from RefSeq and is a predicted model, not a curated record.